UAAAUAUGGGCGCAGUUAAAAACUUCGAUUCGUUGUACGUACGUGGCUCUGUGCCUGCCCAUCGAUUCGUUUAGAUCGAUUUUGUUUCUCGAAACCUCUACGCUACAAGUCCGCCGGCCGGCCGCCAUGGUUACCAAGUCCUCCUCGGCGGUGGUAAUUCACGCCGGCGAGCACCUGUUCAAGGUCAUCGGCCACUCCACGAUCACGGGCAAGAUUACGCUCACUUCCGACACUUUCCGCGUUGCUGACCACGACUGGGCUAUCCUGUACUACCCGAACGGCGACGCUAGGGUCGUCGACGAUCAGUUCAGUUCGAUUUUCCUUAAGCUGGUGAACGCCGGCGAGGAUGAGAUCACGGUCUGCUAUUCCUUCUGUCUCCAGGACCCCGCUGCGCCGGCGACAGGGGAAAAGCACAUAUACCAAAGCGGAUCCCAGAAGUUCUCAUCCACAAAUUCGGCCUGGGGUAGGAGCAAUUUUGUGAGUAAAGCCGAUUUGUCCGGGUGCCUCGACGAUGGCUGCCUAGUGAUCAAGUGCACCGUCGAGGUCCCAAGACUGAUGGACGACCGACAGGAGGGCGAUGAUAACGACGGCGUCAUCGUGCCGCCCGCAGACCUAAGCAAAGAUCUGGCUAAUCUUCUAGACAGCGGGCUCAAGGCGGACCUGACCGUCAAGAUUGGUUGGUUCAAGAGAUUCAAGGUGCACGCGUGCGUGCUCGCUGCGCGAUCGCCCGUCUUCCGAGCCCAGCUGUGCGGCGCCAUGAUGGAGAGCAGAGAAAGCAGCAUCCGCAUCGAGGACGUGGAUGCCAAGGUUUUCGAGAUCCUGCUGCAUUACGUGUACAAUGAUCGUCUGCCGGAGUCUAUGGACGAGACAACGGAGGAGACCACAAACAUGGCGCAACAUUUGCUUAUCGCGGCCGAUCGUUACGCAAUGGAAAGGCUAAAGCUGAUAUGCGAGAGCAGGCUGAGCAAGGCGCUGGAUAUCAACACGGUGGGUUUCACCUUGGAUCUUGCAGAGCAAUACCAUUGUCAGCAGCUCAAGGAUUGUUGUCUCAGGUAUAUGACAAGAAACAGCAAGAGAUUACAAGAAAUCAUAAACAGCGAGGGGUUUGCUCAACUAACGCGAAACCACCCACAGGCCGCAUUCGAUAUUCUUGGACAAGUUAUUGCCUUACUGGCAACUUAGUCAUGUCAUAUCGACAUGAAUCAAGUGACAAUACAUCUUGAAAGCAGAAGCACAUACCAGCUUGAUCUCUAUGUAUUUACUGGUGUGUCAUGAAUUUGGUUUGUCUAAUUGGGCUGUGUGAAUGUCCUUGACGCACUACUUUAAAGCAUCUUCCAUGGCUUGUAUCUUAUUUUCUGGUAAGAGUGUUUAUUUUACAAGACUACA
Messenger RNA from Triticum aestivum (bread wheat), 1386 nucleotides. Its product is annotated as BTB/POZ and MATH domain-containing protein 2-like. The transcript has a single exon. The coding region runs from base 127 to 1182 and encodes 351 amino acids. Gene Ontology annotation, biological process: protein ubiquitination. The record is from RefSeq and is a predicted model, not a curated record. Gene Ontology annotation, molecular function: protein binding. Lineage: Eukaryota; Viridiplantae; Streptophyta; Magnoliopsida; Poales; Poaceae.